UUCAAGCAAAAAAAUAUAAAUGUCAAAUUGACAUAUAAUUUUGACGUAAAAUGUGACAUUUAGUGACGUACGAGACAUGACACCUUUGACAGAAGAAAAAGUUAUUUGUAUUGUUUGGUACGACAUCCACGAAAAAUCUGGGAGUUGCUGCUGGUGCGUUCGUCCAAGCAGAUGACCACGUGGUGGUGCUGCUGCCGACGCCCCGAGGAUGCCUCCGAGAUGCGUUGCCUAGACUUCUCACAUCAUUCCCUACAUGACGUUCCACCAGAUGUAUUUGAAUUUGAGCGUACUCUCGAGGAGCUCUAUCUCAAUUCCAAUAGAAUUUCCGAUUUGCCGCGCCAACUCUUUUUAUGCUAUGAACUGAGACGCCUCUAUCUCCAGGAUAAUGAUCUCGUGAGCAUUCCCGCCGCAAUUGGGGCCCUUUCUAAUUUACAGACGAUUGACUUGAGCAGAAAUUCCCUCUCAACAAUUUCUGAUGAAAUACGUAAAUGUAAGAAUCUCCUUGUACUGAAUCUCAGUGGAAAUUCCUUAGGGCGUCUUCCUGAGGCCCUUACGUGCCUUCUCAAUCUCCAAGAGAUGUACCUCAAUGACACAUUCCUUGAGUAUUUACCUGCAAAUUUUGGACGUUUAGCUGCACUACGGGUAUUGGAACUUCGUGAAAAUAAUCUCAUGACACUGCCAAGAAGUAUGGCAAGGUUGCAAAUGUUGGAGCGCAUCGACAUUGGUGCCAAUGAAUUUACAGAAUUACCCGAAGUUGUUGGGCAUUUAGCCAAUUUAACUGAACUCUGGAUUGAUGGGAAUCGCAUACGGCGGAUCUCUUCGAAUAUAACAAAUUUACGAAAGCUCCAGCAUUUUGAUGCAAAUGGGAAUUUACUGACUGAACUCCCGUGUGAAAUUGGGGUUUGGACAAAAUUACUCGAACUUAGUUGCUCAACAAAUGAAUUGGAAUUUUUACCAUCAUCCAUUGGGAAUUUACGUUGUUUGGUUACACUAAAACUUGAUGAGAAUCAACUGCAAGAGCUCCCAGAUACCAUUGCAAAUUGUGAAGCUCUCGAAGAAUUAAUGGUGAGUCACAAUCAACUACGUAGCCUACCACCAACAAUUGGUCUUCUACGUCGUUUACGUAUCCUGUCGGCUGAUGAAAAUAUUUUGGAGACUCUUCCAGAGGAGCUAUGCUCGUGUACAUCACUCUCCAUAUUAAGUGUUCGUAGCAAUAGACUCCUCUUUUUACCAUCAAAUCUGGGACAUCUUACCAAUUUACGUGUUAUCAAUACUGUAGCCAAUAGGCUAACGCACCUACCCCUGUCACUGCUAGGUCUGAGGAAUUUAGCAGCAAUUUGGGUGUCUGACAAUCAGAGUCAACCCCUUGUGCCGCUACAACGGGAAAUUUGCUCCGAUGGUACAGUUAGGCUCACAUGUUUUAUGCUUCCACAAACUGGAGCACCCACCCUGGCACCUCCAACACUUUCAACGUCAUCCCGCAAGAUUACGUUUCGUGAAGCGAACACAGGACAAGAUUCCCCGGGGAAACUUUUGCGUAGCCCAACGCCAUAUGCAAAGCAAUUGCGUCAAAUGGCAACUCAUAGGAAAAUAAUGAAUGUCCGAAGGGAUUUUAGGGUAACACCUGGGGGUGAUGGUGUUGAAAUUAAAAUAGCCAGAGUAGCACCAAUUCCCGAUCGUACAACAUGGAUGUUUGGGCAACAUCACAAUCCAACUGUAAUGCAAAUCUCACUCCCUGGAGCAGCUGCACAAGGUAUUAGUUUAAUUGCUGAAGAUGGUGGGCUGUACAUUGAGGCCGUUCAGGGUGCAUCAGCUGAAUAUCUAAGGCCCCGUGAUAAGGUGCUCGAUGUUGAUGGCGUGGAUUUCACGAAAAUCACCUUAGAACAGGCACACCAUCAUCUCAAUACCAAGGAGCCCAUAUCACUUAUGAUCUCACGUGCAUAGGUGCGCGUACCACCCCCAGUGAGUGUUGUCCUACAAAAAAAGGAAAAUUAAAUAAUGUAUACACAAAGUCUGAUUCACACACAUAUAAUGUAUUGUACAUUUUACGCAAUAAAUACUAUACCUGCCAAA
Messenger RNA from Lutzomyia longipalpis, 2073 nucleotides. It is a transcript of the gene Lap1, whose product is annotated as protein lap1. The record is from RefSeq and is a predicted model, not a curated record. Gene Ontology annotation, cellular component: postsynaptic density; postsynaptic membrane; adherens junction. The coding region runs from base 172 to 1944 and encodes 590 amino acids. Lineage: Eukaryota; Metazoa; Arthropoda; Insecta; Diptera; Psychodidae. The transcript has 2 exons. Gene Ontology annotation, biological process: neurotransmitter receptor transport postsynaptic membrane to endosome; neurotransmitter receptor transport, endosome to postsynaptic membrane. Gene Ontology annotation, molecular function: protein binding.